Nannizzia gypsea CBS 118893 is the source of this 870-nucleotide messenger RNA. RefSeq lists its product as hypothetical. The coding region runs from base 1 to 870 and encodes 289 amino acids. The record is from RefSeq and is a predicted model, not a curated record. NCBI's taxonomy places the organism in Eukaryota, Fungi, Ascomycota, Eurotiomycetes, Onygenales, Arthrodermataceae. The transcript has 2 exons.
AUGCCUCCGAACCCGUCGACAUUCACUGCGCUCAAUGUGCCAUCCGGCUAUACAUUGCCAGAGAGCAUGGAGUACUUUUCCCUAGCCGCACGCCCGGACACAGACCUUUGGCGCAAGCCACCAGACCGUGAAACCUCCACAGCCCCGAUAUUAUACACAUCUCUCCAAAGACCAUUUGUCCUUGCAGAAGUAACGGUCACAGCGGACUGGGAAAUGGAAUGGGACCAGGGUGGAUUGGUUAUAUUUUCAGGCCCUCCUCCGGGACCGCGUUUGAUCCAGCCCAAUAACGGGAACGAGCUUGUGCCAACCACGAUUAUAAAUCUUGAUAAUAACAGCAACAACCCAGUCGAUACCCAGGAACAGCAACAACCACAACCACAACCGCCUCCGUACCCAGAUUUCAAUCUGGGGCAAGGUAAAUGGGUCAAGGCUGGGCUUGAGUUCUCCGCGGGAACCGUCAAUGCGUCGUCGGUCAGCGCCACAUCAGAUGGAGCAGACUGGUGUCUCUCUCCGUUAGCGCCGCCCAAUCAGCCGACAAGUAUAACAUCGCUGCGAAUCAAACUUGAGCGCAUCGGGCAUUCUCUCUGGGUGUGGUAUCAAAUCCCCCCAUCCUCGUUCUCGACCGAACAGGAAUCCAGCCGCAGUCCAGGCUCGGCUGCCCAAUCAUGGCGGAAAUUGCGCGAAGUGACAUGGUUUUUCUGGGGAGUAGAAGACAAAAGUGUGCAUGUCGGCGUCUAUGCCUGUCGACCGGCAAAUAUCUCGAUAUCUAACACCAUGUGGGCGGCGAGAAACGGCGGACAAUACUUUCAUGAUAAUAGUCCGUCGCCCAAUUCGCUAGUGGUGGAGUUUGAAGAUCUUGAGAUAUUUUAA